This is a messenger RNA of Pseudomassariella vexata, 1680 nucleotides long. RefSeq names its product para-nitrobenzyl esterase. The record is from RefSeq and is a predicted model, not a curated record. The transcript has 2 exons. NCBI's taxonomy places the organism in Eukaryota, Fungi, Ascomycota, Sordariomycetes, Amphisphaeriales, Pseudomassariaceae. The coding region runs from base 1 to 1680 and encodes 559 amino acids.
AUGGCUUCCAUUACAGAAAAGAUCACGGAUCAUGGAAUUGGACCGGUAGUCUCAAGGACCUGUGGGUUGAGCAACAACAAGACUGUUGCCCUUGAGGGAUAUGGCCAGUUCUCAGGCACCGUCAUCAACAGCACCUUCACCGGCCAUGCACUCCCAGCCCCAGUCGACGCAUGGCUCGGCAUGGAUUUCUCCACGCAGCCCGUGGGAGAGAACCGAUUCCAGCCCGUCACUUGGCCAGCACCCUUCAACGGCACCAAGGCGGCCACUGCGUACGGAAAGUCGUGCAUCCAAGACCCCUCCUUCACCAGCCUCGACAAACAAGACGAGUCCUGUCUCAACUUCAAUGUCUUCCGCACCCAAGGCGUGCCCCUAGACCAGAAACUGCCCGUGUUGGUCUGGAUUUACGGCGGUGCCUUCUACUCUGGAAGCUACCAUAGUUUCGACGGGGCCGCGUUCGCGGCGUCGUCGAAGAUGCCCAUCACGGUGGUGAAUUUCCACUACCGCGUCAACUCGCUCGGAUUUCUGCCCUCGCCCCUUUUCGAAGAGGAGGGGUUGUUGAAUCUGGGUCUUACGGACCAGCAUCUCUUCCUCCAGUUCGUGCAGAAGCAUAUUGAGGCUUUUGGGGGCGAUCCGGACCAAGUGACGAUUGGUGGCCGGUCAGCUGGAGGUCACUCAACAGGAAUCCAUUAUUUCCAUAACUACGCUGAGGAUGCGGGCAAGCCCCUGUUUGCCCGCGCCAUCCACCAAUCCGGGUCCGUCACCGCCAGGGCGUUCCCGAACGCGACAUAUCCGCUGUACCAACGCCAAUUCGCGGAGUACAUGUCGUACCUCGGCUGCAACGGCACAGCCGACAACGCUGCAGCCAUGGCCUGUCUCCGCGCGGCGGAUAUCAACGACAUCCGGAAUAUCAGCACGUCCCUGUACUACAAGUACACCACGGCCAUGACUUGGCCCUUCCAACCCACCCUCGGGGGCCCCCUCCUCGAGAAACCCGGCUCGCAAUCCGGCUACGACGGGACCUUUUUCCACGUUCCCACCAUCACGUCCACCGUGACGGACGAGGGCAAGUACUACCUCCCCGGCACACUCGAAACCAACUCGGACUUCCUCGACUACAUGUCCAACUGCUCCCCCCAACUAAACACGACCGACCUCUCCCUCCUUGACUCCCUGUAUCCCGACCCGGCCACCGACUCCGCCAGCCCCUUUGCCCACUCUCCCAACAGCACGCAGUACAACCGCCUGGUGGCCGCCUGGAGCGACUACGCUUACAUCUGCCCUGGCCAAGAAACCGCGUACCGUGCUUCUACCGCGGGGGUCCCGACGUGGAAACUCCGGUUCAACACAAACAGUUCGUGGCCGGCGUGGCAGGGGAUCCCGCACACGUCGGACACGAAGUACACGUGGGACGAGCCGACGACGCAGUACCCGGAGGUGGGACACGUGUACCACGCGUACCUGGCUAGUUUUGUGGUUUCGGGCGAUCCGAAUACGUACCGGUAUUCUGGGAGUCCCGAGUGGCCUAAUUAUGUGCCCACGUCGUAUGGGCUGGAGGCGGAGGCGCCGUUGCAGUUGGUGGUGCAGCCGGGUAAUGGGACGGUGGUGGAGAGAGAUGCUCUGAGAAGGGAGGCGUGCUUGUAUUGGAGGGAUCCGGAGAGGGCGCCGAGGUUGAAUAAAUAG